Messenger RNA from Strongylus vulgaris, 438 nucleotides. Lineage: Eukaryota; Metazoa; Nematoda; Chromadorea; Rhabditida; Strongylidae. The record is from the annotation of a GenBank genome assembly.
AUGCUCGGCGCGCAGAAUGUUGGUGAUCCACUUGGCAAGCAUUUUAUUCGCCUUAUCGAAGCAGAAGUGCUACGACCGACGAGAUAUGUCGAUCAGUUUUUCGUCCUACUCGAAGCACUGAAGAGCACUAAGUUUUGGACCAACUAUAAGAAACGUUAUGAAUCCGAAAUACCAGUGUGGUACUCUGAAGAAGGAGCUCGCGUUGGUGCUAUCGCUCCAGCCAUCAUCCCUUCAGGCACUGUUUCACGAAGAAGUGUACACAAACUAUGGGUUACUCUCACAAAUGAGUCUGGUACGAAUAGGAUUGGAACAGGAAUCAAGAGUCUUGUGCAAGCACCGCAAGGGAGUGUUCUCGUUGGUGCUGACGUUGAUUCUCAAGAGCAAUGGUUAGCUGGUUUGUUUGGAGAUGCAAGCCAUGCUGGAACACUUCGUGAGAUU